This is a messenger RNA of Hemibagrus wyckioides, 3371 nucleotides long. It is a transcript of the gene gabrr2a, whose product is annotated as gamma-aminobutyric acid type A receptor subunit rho2a. Bases 294 to 1706 code for a protein of 470 amino acids. Gene Ontology annotation, biological process: chemical synaptic transmission; regulation of membrane potential; nervous system process. The record is from RefSeq and is a predicted model, not a curated record. Gene Ontology annotation, cellular component: synapse; neuron projection; GABA-A receptor complex. The transcript has 9 exons. Lineage: Eukaryota; Metazoa; Chordata; Actinopteri; Siluriformes; Bagridae. Gene Ontology annotation, molecular function: extracellular ligand-gated monoatomic ion channel activity; GABA-A receptor activity; neurotransmitter receptor activity.
GGACCAUGACGUCAUCCGGCGAGUUCUCUGACCAAACAUCGGCUACUUUUCCCCCUGUAAAGAGUUGGCAACACUAGUUAAGAAAAUUUGUCCGCCCAAUCUGGCAACCUGUUUUAUAACCAAUAGCGCGCGCGAGCAGGAGGAGUACUUAUAGCGGUGAGAUUUAAACGGUUGCCAUAGCGAUGCGCGGUGUAGCCAGUCGCGCGCUCUGACCGGAGCGAUGCCGCCGAUCCCGGGUCCGAGUGCUCAGGGAUGAUCCGCGUGCAGGGUGGCCGUGCAGGGUGAAGCGCAGGAUGCCUGGUCUGGAGCUCUUGCUGAUUGUAGCCGUGUGUCUGGUUCCUGUGGAGGAGUGCAGGAGUUACAGCGCAGCGCGUGAGAAACGCUGGACCGGAGCUGAGACCGAGAAGCGGGGAGUCCCUCUGGCGAAGAAGCCUCCAGAUGUGACCAAAUCCAGGAAGGUAAAAACAGAGCAGCUGCUCAGAGUGGAUGAUCAUGACUUCACCAUGAGACCAGCUUUUGGAGGUCCUGCUAUUCCUGUGGGCGUCGACGUCCAGGUCGAAAGCUUGGACAGUAUUUCAGAAGUAGAUAUGGACUUCACCAUGACCUUAUACCUCAGACACUACUGGAAGGACGAGCGUCUGUCCUUUGCCAGCACCACGAACAAAAGCAUGACUUUCGACGGACGCCUGGUGAAAAAGAUCUGGGUCCCUGAUGUGUUUUUUGUGCACUCGAAGAGAUCCUUCAUCCACGACACCACCACUGAGAACAUCAUGCUGAGAGUUUUCCCGGACGGCCAUGUUCUCUACAGUCUGAGAGUAACGGUAACCGCCGCCUGUAACAUGGACUUCAGUCGCUUCCCUCUGGACUCGCAGACCUGUUCUCUAGAGCUUGAGAGCUACGCUUACACAGACGAAGAUCUGAUGCUGUACUGGAAAAGCGGGGAUGAGUCUUUAAGCACAGAUGACAGGAUCUCGCUGUCUCAGUUCCUCAUCCAGAAGUUUCACACUACCUCUCGUCUGGCUUUCUACAGCAGCACAGGCUGGUACAACCGACUGUACAUCAACUUCACACUGCGGCGUCACAUCUUCUUCUUCCUGCUGCAGACGUAUUUUCCAGCCACCCUCAUGGUCAUGCUGUCCUGGGUGUCCUUCUGGAUCGAUCGCAGAGCCGUGCCAGCCCGAGUCUCCCUGGGUAUCACCACAGUGCUCACAAUGUCCACCAUCAUCACCGGCGUGAACGCGUCCAUGCCUCGUGUGUCCUACAUCAAAGCUGUGGACAUUUAUCUCUGGGUCAGCUUUGUGUUUGUUUUCCUCUCGGUGCUUGAGUACGCAGCAGUCAACUACCUUUCCACCGUCCAGGACAGGAGAGAGCGCAAACUCCGAGAGCGACUCCGAGCGCAGUCGUUGUCCUGCUCUUGUGGCUUGUCCCACACCAGGACCAUGAUGCUGGACGGGACAUGCAGUGAGGCUGACACCAACAGCCUGGCUGGAUACACCGAUGCUCCCAUGAUGCCUCAGGAGGUGGAGAAACGUGAGCACAUGGUGGUGCACCUAUCGGUCAGUAACGCCUCCACGGCUACCAAGAAGAAAGGCUUGCGCAACUUCAGCAUAGUCCAGAACACACACGUCAUCGACAAGUACUCGCGCAUGAUCUUUCCAGGAUCCUACAUCUUUUUCAACCUCAUAUACUGGUCUGUUUAUUGCUGAUGUCUGGGACAUGAAGACUCCAUGACCACAUCUGGUCGAUUUUUUGUGUUGACGUUUACGGACAACUUACCCUGGUCAGGUUUCACUCUUCAGAUGUAAACGAGAUGAAUUUGAACUGCAAAGUUGUCUUAUAUUUAUUAUACAUUUUCACGUCUGAUUUUUUUCCCCUGUUUCCUAUUUCCUCUAUUUUGUUUGUAUUCGUCUUUUUAGGUGCAGAAUCAAAAAUCCAAGGGGUGGAGCUAGACCCGCUCUAACUCCUCCCACAAACCAAAAAAAAUCCACUAUUCCCAACACACACUACAACACAAUUGCACUUAUCCAACGUAGAGGCUCAAAAGUGAUCUUUAUCUUCUCCCUCCGGGUGGGAGGAGCUAAAUCCGGCCCGACUCCGCCCCAUGAGCUUCGUUCUGCAUUGAUGCAUACGUCAUCUGAGGCCAAUAUCAAAUACAUAAAUGCUAGAAAAUUUAUUUAUUAAUCUUUUUUUUCUUUGAAGUGCCAGAAAUGAAGGAAAGACAUGAGACAAGCCAAGAUUUUUUAUUUAGAGACAUAGCUUAGCAUGAGGACUGAAUUAUUUGUAUGGAAUUGCUUCGAGUGAGCUGAAAUUAUAGCAGACAUGGGUUUGGUCAGCUUAUUCUUCAAACUAUAGGCACUUUUUUUUAAAAACAGAGUCUAAAUGCAUCGGAACAGCUCACGCAUUAUGAUUUAACCGCCUCGAUUUAGUAUCUUGGGGUUUUGGGAUGUUUUGGGGCACAACUAGGGGUCAGAGUGCAGUAAUAAAAGAUGUAAAAGAUAAGGAUAAAAUGCUAAAUAAUAAACUGAAAAAAAAAAGUUGGUCAUUUUAUUUUUUUAUUCUAAUACAUCGUACCAUUUCACUUGAAAUUUCACAUUUCAUUUGAAAUAUUUUGAUUUGAUUAUAAAAUCCCUGAACAGAAUUAAACUGAAUUAUUCCUAAAGAAAAUUAAAUAAAAAAUUUUUUUAAUUUAAUGUAAUUUUAUUCAAUUUAAUUUAAUUUAACUCAAAUUUAAUUUAAUUUAAUUAAAAUUAAAUUAAAUAAUUAAGACACAUCUUCAAUUAAGUUUAGAAUAAGCAACAAAAUCAUGUCAUAUUUUUAUGUAAACUAAAUUCUAAAUUCUAAUAAUCGGAAGUCACCCGAUUCUGAAUAAGAGGAACUUUUCACUUGUAAAUAUCAGUGUAACAUUUGGGAACUCUGAAUAGGUCUUAAAAAUAAUAAUAAGAGAAAUCCAGAGUCCAGCUGUAUGAACAUCCUAUAGGUUGCCAGAUCUUGUAAUAUUGUACAGUAUUUUUUUUUCUCCAGUGUAAAAUCACACACUUCUGAUCCACUCAUCAACCCACGACACCUGAGUCCACGGUUCGAGCUGCAACUGUAAACUCUUUUCAUUUGAUCUGAUCAUUUCUCUCCACCUCGCCAGGUGCUUAUCGUAUCUCUUGUGUUUGUAUCAGAUGUUGCCAGAGCCUUCGUGUAAAUGAUAGUUAGCGUAAGAGGUGGAUUAGUAGUAGUCGUUUUUUGUUAGUCUGCUUCUCUGCUGUGUUAUUUAUCACAUUUAAAGCUAAAUGGAUCGCUUAUACAUGUCACCGCGGACAGAUGUGUGCACUGCUGGAUUUGAUGUGUCGGUCGAUGUGUCUGUCUUUCUACGACGCUUUUCU